Messenger RNA from Balaenoptera ricei (Rice's whale), 3224 nucleotides. RefSeq names its product hyaluronidase 1 (gene HYAL1). The record is from RefSeq and is a predicted model, not a curated record. Gene Ontology annotation, biological process: carbohydrate metabolic process; hyaluronan catabolic process. The transcript is spliced from 4 exons. The coding region runs from base 1496 to 2848 and encodes 450 amino acids. NCBI's taxonomy places the organism in Eukaryota, Metazoa, Chordata, Mammalia, Artiodactyla, Balaenopteridae. Gene Ontology annotation, molecular function: hyalurononglucosaminidase activity.
CUGGAGAGAAGAUUCAGGUGUAGAUCAAUAAGGCCAUAAGAUGGUGGAGCCAGCAGAGGGAGGGCAAGGAAGGAGGAGCUGUGACCUAUCUCCCCAACACCUGUGACUUCCCCUACCCAACUGUGACCCCACACACAGCUGUGACCUCCCCUACACAGAUGUGACCCAUGCACACCUGUUAGCUACCCCGCCCACAUCUGUAACCUGCCAACACACAGGUUAUCCAGACAUACCUGUGGCCUGACCCACGCAGCUGUGACCUGGCCAUGAGCUCAGGUUCAGACUGGGCUGUAGGCCCAGGCAGUGCUUUCACCUGGGCCAGGAAUAUGAUGUUUCCUUCAUCCCACUCUGGCAGGCAAGCCUGGGCCUGAGCACCUAGCAGGUCUCAGUUGCUAGCGUCUGAAUCAGCAAACAAGCAAAAUCACAAAGGAAUGAACAAGCGCGUCAUCGCUGAUACACUCAUGCUCAUACCCGUAGUCACACAAACAUGGGGUCUCAUGGUCAUAAGACAACAGGGUCUCACACACACCAAGUCUCAGGCACUGGGUCACACACUUGCACAUACACACUACUGGAGUUUGUCGAGAGUCCCAAAUGUCCACUGACUGGAGCUUUAUACAGACACAGUCACUGAUCCAGCACAUAUACAAAGGGUGACAACGCAGCCCUGACUUCAGGAACACAGUGCCUUUCAGACACAGGUCCCUAAAGGAGGGAUGACUUAUCCACUAGGCACACCGGUAGGCACAGGGCCACAAUACUUAUACGGGCCCACAAAAAUGUUUUAAUUUUAAUCUUUUUUAAUCAGAAGAAAAAAUAUAGGAAUAAUGAAUAUAAAAUAAUGAAUUCAGUCUGGAUUAUAUCUGUCCUUAUGCCAAUAUAGUCGUAAAAUAUAUUUUUUUUAAAAUAUGUAUUUUUUUGGCCGCGCAGCAUGCGGGAUCUUAGUUCCCCAACCAUGGAUCGAACCCGUGCCCCCUGCAGUGGAAGCACAGAGUCCUAACCAUUCCCUUAAAAUGUUUUUUUGAGGAAUGGGUCCACAAAGGUGAAAGUGCCUAGGGCCCAUAGGUGUCAUAAUGCAGCCACGUGGGGAAGGCACCCAGACUCCAGUAUCACAGACAGGGCUGCCCAGUCGGAUCUGCCACCCAGACAGCCCCCAUGCACUGCCUCCAUCCCCACAUCAUCCCAAGUAAAGCCACAAAGUCCAGCCCCAGUGCUGACAGAGUGGGAGGGGCCACUUCCGGCCUAGCCCCACCUCCUACCAAGGGCACUUUGCCAGGAGUGCAGAGGUGGCUCUGCCGUCUGGCCCAGCCCUCUAACCCAGGGCCUGCCCCUCAGCCCGCCCCCAGACUGGGUGGGGUGACCCCUACAAAAGCUCAGGGUUUCCAGCAGCAGCUUCUUCCUCCAAGAGUCUCGGUGCAGCUGAGGCCAGAGUUAAGGAACAGAAUCUUGCUGAUCCCUGCAUAGGCCCUCACCCUGAGGUCAGGAAGUUUGGAGAAUGAGGCCUUUCAGCCCUGAGGUUUCCCUAGACCUGCCCUGUGCCAUGGCAGCCCACCUGCUUCCCAUCUGCACCCUCUUCCUGAACUUGCUCGGCAUGGCCAAAGGCUCCAGGGACCCCGUGGUACCCAACCGGCCCUUCGCCACCAUCUGGAAUGCAAACACCCAGUGGUGUCUAGAGAGGCAUGGCGUGGACGUGGACAUCAGUGUCUUUGAUGUGGCGGCCAACCCGGGGCAGACCUUCCGUGGCCCUGACAUGACCAUUUUCUACAGCUCCCAGCUGGGUACCUACCCUUACUACACAUCUGCUGGGGAGCCCGUAUUCGGUGGCCUGCCCCAGAAUGCCAGCCUGGCUGUCCACCUGGUCCGCACAUUCCAGGACAUCCUGGCUGCCAUGCCUGCAUCCAACUUCUCAGGGCUGGCAGUUAUUGACUGGGAGGCAUGGCGCCCACGCUGGGCCUUCAACUGGGACACCAAGGACAUUUACCGGCAGCGUUCACGGGCACUGGUACAGGGGCAGCACCCUGACUGGCCAGCUCCUUGGGUGGAGGCAGCAGCUCAGGACCAGUUCGAGGGGGCUGCCCAGGCCUGGAUGGCAGGCACCCUCAGGCUGGGACAAGCACUGCGGCCUCGUGGCCUCUGGGGCUUCUAUGGCUUCCCUGACUGCUAUAACUAUGACUUUAAAAAUCCCAACUACACCGGCCAGUGCCCACCAGGCAUCCGUGCCCAGAAUGACCAGCUGGAGUGGCUGUGGGGCCAGAGCCGUGCCCUCUACCCCAGCAUCUACCUGCCCGCAGCACUGGAGGGCACGAAGAAGGCACAGAUGUUUGUGCAGCACCGUGUGGGUGAGGCAUUCCGUUUGGCCGUGGGUGCAGGGUACCCUGAUCUGCCAGUGCUGCCCUACGUCCAGAUCUUCUACGACAUGACUAACCGCUUUCUGCCCCUGGAGGAGCUGGAGCACAGCCUGGGGGAGAGUGCAGCCCAGGGGGCAGCAGGAGUGGUGCUCUGGGUGAGCUGGGAGAACACAAGAACCAAGGAAUCCUGCCAGGCCAUCAAGGAGUAUGUUGACAUGACACUGGGGCCCUUCAUCCUGAAUGUGACCAGCGGGGCUCUUCUGUGCAGUCAAGUCCUGUGCUCUGGCCAUGGCCGUUGUGCCCGGCGCCCCAGUCACCCUGAAGCCCGCCUCAUCCUCAGCCCCACCAGUUUCUCCAUCGAGUCCACGCCUGGUGGUGGGCCCCUGACCCUCCGAGGUGCCCUCUCACUCAAGGAUCGGUUGCGGAUGGCUGUGGAGUUCAAAUGUCGCUGCUACCGUGGGUGGACGGGAACAUGGUGUGAGCAGUGGGGCAUGUGGUGAUUGGCACAUGCACACAUUGAGUACCUAAUGCAAUCUGGACCUGGCUACAGCUUUCUCAAGUACAGGCACAGUCACAUGAGCCAUGGUCACAGUCAGAAGUACACUCAGGCACUGUCAUGAGCAUAUGCCAGCACGUUCACACUUGCUUACAGACCAAGAUAGUUGCAUAAGGAGUUUGAGCCUCGGGCACCCACCCAGCAGAGUUAAAAAUAUUUCCUCCAGAGACAUUGAGCCAGUCUUUAAACUGCAGCAAUCACAAGAACUGACGUUCUGGAUUUCCCUGGCGGUCCAGUGGUUAAGACCCCGCGCUUCUACUGCAGGGGGCGGGGGUUCGAUCCCUGGUCAGGGAACUAAGAUCCCGCAUGCUGAAAGAAAG